Molecule: messenger RNA, 5602 nt
Organism: Amphiprion ocellaris (clown anemonefish)
Lineage: Eukaryota; Metazoa; Chordata; Actinopteri; Pomacentridae
Gene: tmem39a
Product: transmembrane protein 39A
Exons: 9
Coding region: 390-1871 (493 amino acids)
Biological process (GO): negative regulation of autophagosome assembly; negative regulation of autophagosome maturation
Cellular component (GO): endoplasmic reticulum membrane
Source: RefSeq, a predicted model, not a curated record
ACGACACGGGGAAAGGAGGUGCAGCUUUGCCACGUCGGUCUCUGUGCAACGCAUUUACACUGUUGCUCCUCCAUCCCUGGGUUAACUUUUGGAGCCGUUUAACAGCUCUGUCCGGAGGGAAAGCGACCCCUCGGCGUUCCCGGUGCCGUCGUAGCUCGUCGCCACAUCAGUGCAGUCGGUGAAAUUGAAGCUGGAAGGCGGAAAAAUGCUCGGUGCUGUCUGGACUCGUCACACAACUGACUGAUGCAUCCUCGUUCAGUUCAGCCCCCCGCAUGUUGUCGAUGUUGUAGGCCUGGCUCUACAUGGUGGCUUAUUGAGGAGAAGGGUAGGAGUCCCAGUGGCUUUUGGUUGGUGGGCGCCGUCCGUGGUUGCCACGGUAACUGGCGACCAUGCCAGGAGGCCGCAGGGGUCCCAGCAGACAGCAGCUAAGUCGCUCCGCUCUGCCGUCCCUGCAGACUCUGGUUGGAGGCAACCUCGGCAAUGGUACUGGCCUCAGGAACAGGAGCAGUAACUCAGUGGGUUUGUCUGCCCCGCCUCUAUCAGCCCUCAUCACUCCGGAGCCGGUUCGUCACUCGAGGAUCCCAGAGCUGCCGUUGGACAGCAGCCUGCUGUUUGAGUUCCUGCUCUUUCUCUAUUUGCUGGUGGCCUUGUUUGUCCAGUACAUCAAUAUCUACAGGACGGUCUGGUGGUACCCGUACAGCCACCCCGCUGCCUCUACCUCGCUUAACUUCCAUCUAAUGGACUACCACCUGGCAAUCUUCAUCACAGUCAUGUUGGCCAGGAGGCUUGUUUGGACAGUUGUUUCAGAGGUGUCUCAGAGCAGUGGGGGAUCGUUGUUCCGCUAUGUGGUCCUUAUUGCAGCCCGGCUCAGCCUGCUGACCAUGUGUGGCUGGGUGCUCUGCUGGACGCUGGUCAACCUCUGCAAAAACCACUCUGUGCUCAACCUCCUCUUCCUGGGAUACCCAUUUGGUGUGUACGUCCCACUGUGCUGUUUCCAUCAGGAGGGAGGGAAAAGUCAAACUGCUCCGGCCGACUGCGAUUACCCAGCCGACCACCAGCAGACCGACCUAACAGAGACCCCGUUCUUUCGACCACGUGACUUCCUCUUCCUGUUACGGGAGAACCUCAGAGAGCAGUUUUCCAGCCCUCCGCACAUGCCGACUCACACCUGCCCACCACACACACACUCACACACACCAGAGCUGAUUCGAGCCGAGGUGGAGGAGCUCAAGAGCGACUUUAACCGGCGAAUAAAGGAAGUGCUGUUCAACUCGCUGUUCAGUGCAUAUUAUGUUGCCUUCCUGCCUCUCUGCUUCGUCAAGAGCACCCAGUACUAUGACAUGCGCUGGUCAUGUGAGCACCUCAUCAUGGUGUGGAUUAAUGCAUUUGUGAUGCUCAUGAGCCAGCUGCUGCCUCCCAGCUACUGCGACUUGCUUCAUCGCUCGGCGGCUCACCUGGGCCGCUGGCAGAAGCUGGAGCAUGGCACGUACAGUAACGCACCACAGCAUGUGUGGUCAGAAAGCACCAUUUGGCCUCACGGGGUGUUGGUACGACACAGUCGAUGUCUAUAUAAGGCAGUCGGACCCUAUAAUGUCGCUCUGCCCUCUGAUGUCUCCCAUGCAAGGUUUUAUUUCCUGUUCCACAAGCCAUUGCGGAUCCUCAACCUGCUGAUCUGGAUCGAGUCCAGUGUGGUUUUGUACCAGUUAUACUCUCUGUUGCGCUCCGAGCGCUGGAACCACACACUGUCUCUGGGCCUUAUUCUCUUCUGCAACUACUAUGUCCUUUUCAAACUACUCCGAGACCGCAUUGUACUGGGCAAAGCCUAUUCGUACCCUCUGCCCUCCAACAGUUUGGGGCUCAAGUCGCAGUAAAGGUUCGGCACAGCGAGACCUCAAAUACAAACUCUGGAUGUGGAGGGGAGAUGGCGGGAGGUCUGGUAAUGUGGAAGACACUCGGAGGUUAAGGGACAGACUGUGAACUCAUAAUUGUGUUUUGAUACGGUUCUAUUUUUAAUGCAAUGUUUAUAUAUACCUAUUUAAAAAAAUAUUUUUAUUUUGUAUACUAUUUCGAGUUACACCGGGCAUUACCACGCUGAUGACAUUAGCAUUUUGUGUUAUGUUGUUGCUAGGCGUCAGGGAAGUCAGGGAAUGCCAGGAGGUGACUUUCACCAAAGAUAUUUUAAGUGCAGGAGGCCAAUCACAGAGUGGACUCGGCCUCUGACAGUCAGUUAGACUAGUUGAGCAAUUCAGAGGAGAGGAUGGAGUCGUGCCUGAGAUCCUGAUUUCUGAUUGUCCCAUAAUCUACUUCGGCCUUGAAUCUUAAAUUUGGAACCAGUCGCUUUUUGGGGUAGCAGGACGAUUUGAUCACUUCACCAGUGCUGCAGCCAUUAAUGUUGUUUGUCUCUUCUGUUGAAGAAACAGUUUGUCAUUUAGUGAAAUGUGUUUUUCUCCUUUUGGGCAGUGAUUAGGGGAUCAGUACCACUCAUUUCUCAAGCUUAGAUUUAAGACUGCAAACAGGAAAUCUGGAAAAAUCGACCAAAUCAACCAGCACCUCUAAAGCUCGUAGAUUAACAUUUUAUAUUUUCAAAAUGUAACAGCAACAAUUGUUUGACCAAUCAGCAGAAACUACCUAACAAAAAAUAGUCCAGAACAUAACCCACUAUAAAACAGAAAGUUGUCAUUUCCAAUUUUUAGUUUUUGAGCAGAAUAAACUCCAUAUAUUACAUUAACUAAUGAGCUUUAGAGGUCCUUUUCAGUGAAUUUUGUUCCUGUUUGUUUAAACAGAAUUGACCAGGGUCAUACUAGCCUUUUUUCUGUUUCCUCUCUUAAGCUAAGCUAAGCUUAUAGCUGGUUGUAGCUUCACACUUACCGAAGACACAAAAAGGUGAGAGAAUUACACAGAUUUUUGGACUGUUCCUUUAAGUGGAGGGUCAGUGUGAAUUCGAUAACCAACCAGUUAUUGAAUUAAACUUUGGUGCAAACUAGUCUGUCUUGUAGACUGUCCUGUCUACCAUCUCUGCAGAGAUGUGCUGUUUUCUUCUUACUCACCUUAUUAAUGUCUUUAUACUGUCACCAUCUGCAUCAUUGGCUAUCUGAAGGGGCAGACACUAUUGGCGUCCUUAAACUCAAAUCACACCCAAAACUGUAAAAAUCAUAGACUGUAGAUAAAGAUGUAUAUAGCCUCUGGGUCUGAAAGUGACUUAAACCUACAUUACUGUGAAUGACCAGCAGGGGGUGAGUCUGUUUGUAUAGUAGUCUAUUAGAAAAUGAUGCUACAUCUUGAUUUAUUACCUAAAUAUUUUCAGUCUUGUUCAGUGCAGCUUGGUGUUCAUUUUGUGAAUUGUGGAAACGUUUAGGGUAAAAUAGAAGAUAAAGCAGGGUAUUGUUGAGGGCUACCUUGUGUUUGACAAGUCACUGCUGUAUGGAUGUGAGUAAUGUCGUCAAGUUCUCAGUCAGAUCCACCCCUUGCUGGUCAUGUCAGGUUUUAGAAGACAAAAAUGGCAAAAGCCAAAUUCCAAACUUAAGGAUUCAAAACAAUAGUCCAUGAAGCAAUGAGCAAUGUCAUGGCGGUUAUGUGCAUCUUUUCUAUACAGUCUGUGUUAAAACUAAGCCCUGCAUUUCCUGGUUAUAGUUACUUAAAAAGUAAAAUCUGAAUAGCGGCUGCUGUAAGCAGAUGUUUAUUAAAGUCAAGACUAAUUUUGACAUGCUUAACUCUUUCUGCUAUAAUAUAGCGAUAAACUUUGUGCUUUUAAAGUUUCUUUCAGUCACUUUUUAUUCAACCCUUUUUAAACUUCCAGAUUGUCAAAUAAUGCUGCUUUGCUACUGGCAUCUGAGUGGUUUCCUUUGUCAUUGGUGCCACCUGCAACAAUAUUUGAUUCCAAUAUGUACAUUAUGUGCCUCAGCAGGAGACAGUGUAAGUCACACUGUUCCCUAAGGAAACUAUGGUUUGUGUCCUGUGUCAGACUAUUAUUUUUCACUUAGUUUCAUUUUGACUUAAAUCUCAUCAUCACUUGCUGUUUACUUUUGUUUACAUUUGCUAUUUGGUUAUGUUAGGUAUAAAAACUACUUGUUUGAGGUUAGGUAAAGAUCUUAAUUUUGUUAUCUGAAGAAGGGCAAAUAGCAAAGAACAUUUUUCUGUUGACCCAUGGUGUCUAUUUCUUAGAAUCAAAGAUUUUUACUGGUCUGUGUGACUGCAGAGUGCAUUCAAAUGUAACACCAACAUGUCCUUGCAAAGCAGCACUAUGUGACAAAUCUGGAGUAAGAUUGGGCUCCUUUUUAAUUUCUGAAUGUUUAAACCAUAAUGAGAUUUAAUAAUACUGCAUCACAUAAGGUCCUCUUUGUGGCUUGGAUGCAGAUAACAAAAGGAAUGUGGCUAAUGAUGAAGUUUCCUGCUGGUGCAUCCCAAGACCUAACCCCUGUUCCACUGCAAAUAUUGUCAUCACGCUCUCAUAUGGAGGUGACAGCAGAGGAUGUUUAACAGUUUUCAUGGGUGAUGAAUGCAAAAUCAAAUGGUGACGACAGCUGGAGGGGAAAGACUGUAUGUGUCACCUCAUUACCGGUUCAUGUAUUCUCAGUUACCAAAAUGGUGUUAAAAGCAGGUUGCCUUGCAUGCUGUUGCCUUUCUGUAUAGUCACACUUCUUUACCCUUCAGUGGUUUUCUCUUUAAGAGUCCCCUCUACAAUAAAAUCUACAGUUGGUGCAAAACUUCAGGCAGUGUUAAAGAUUAGUGUCAGGGUCUGAUUAACUGUCCCGAUUUCAGACAGAAAUCCAUAAAACAUAAACACAGGAGAUGUAUCUGAGAAUCAAUCUUUCCUAUGCUGUCGUGGCUUUCACAUUAACUGCCUCAGUCAAGUUUCAGGUUGUGUGAAUGAGUGGGAGGAAACCAGUGAAUACGUCUGGACAAGUCUGAGGAGGCUUUGAUUAAACUCAAAUGCCAUCCACGUGCCAGUUUGUUUGCAAACUUAACCCUCGAGUCAGCUCUUUGGUGCUUAUGUCCUGUUUUCAGUCAUUUUCUACUUGAAUGUAGCAAAUUUUGAAUUGUUGUUAACUUGCAUUGGCAUGUUUUUUUUUUUCUGCUGGGGGUACUGGCCUUGAAUUGGACACCAUCACUGGAAUAUCAGUAACACAGAAAUGACACAUUUUAUAGUUUGCUUUAAAUCCGGCUUCUACGUCUGUUCUUACUUGAAUGAUAAAUCUUUGCUCCAGUGUGCUCUGCUUUUUUUGGGUUUGUGAAAUCAAUGAAAUAACAACUAAAGAGAAGAAAUGGGGAAGGAGACUUAGAAAGAUUUAAAUUCAUGUCCUCUUGAUUGCGUUGCCCUGAAGUGUACUUGAUCAUCCUUAAGCCAACAUAAAAUCUAGAGAGGCGAUAAAAGUGAAAAUGAUGAUGAUGAUCUGUGGCUAAUUUGUGGCUAAUUUUUUUUUUCUUGUGCCAUAUCCCCAAAUCCAUUUUCAGACUCCUAGUUGAAUCUGUUCAGUGUGUCGGUGCUGGAGAAAUCAGGGGAGCUGGUCCUCACAUUUCGGCUUUUUACAGUGUUCGGUUUCCCCACAGCAUUUCUGAAUAUUCUUUUUGACAUCUGAAAUAAAACAAAUGGUGUUUAAACCGA